Messenger RNA from Pristis pectinata (smalltooth sawfish), 4316 nucleotides. It is a transcript of the gene pou2f3, whose product is annotated as POU class 2 homeobox 3. The transcript is spliced from 13 exons. NCBI's taxonomy places the organism in Eukaryota, Metazoa, Chordata, Chondrichthyes, Rhinopristiformes, Pristidae. The record is from RefSeq and is a predicted model, not a curated record. Bases 138 to 1334 code for a protein of 398 amino acids. Gene Ontology annotation, molecular function: RNA polymerase II cis-regulatory region sequence-specific DNA binding; DNA-binding transcription factor activity, RNA polymerase II-specific. Gene Ontology annotation, cellular component: nucleus. Gene Ontology annotation, biological process: regulation of transcription by RNA polymerase II.
CAAAGAGUCAAAUCUGCUCAAAUUGCAUAGAACUCCGGGCUGCCUCUCGCCUCCUGCAUGUCCUGAGGAUUCGGGAUCAGUAACCGGGUGACAGAGGUCAUAGAGGGAAGAGGUCGGCCCCAGUCUCUGUGAGUAAGAUGAGUGUCGGGACGGAUAAAUCAUCAGAUGUCCGAGCCGGGGUGUCACGGCCUCAGGAACAAGCAGGUGUUGAACAGAAUGGCCUGGACUUUACUCGACAGAUCAAAACUGAGGACCAGAGAGAGUCGCCUCCACAGGACCUGCAGCCACUUCACACCUUGCAGCAAUUGGUGGUUGUACCUGGCCAUCAUCUGCAGACAGCAGCAACGUUCCUAUUGCCUCAGACGCAGCAGAACCAACAAGGUUCUCUGCAGUCUCCAAACUUGCUCCCAUUGUCUCAGCAAUCACAGAGCUCCCUCUGUUCUCCUCAGCCUGGUGUUGGGCUCACUUCACAGGCAGUAAUUCGAUCAGGUCUCAUGGGCUCGACCCUGGAGUCACAUCUAGAAGCUCUUCCUCCCCACCAGGUCCCAAAGCACAUUGCUCCAAAGCAUAUCCCCUCUGUGCAAUCGGAUGAACCCAAUGACUUGGAGGAACUGGAACAGUUUGCAAAAACAUUUAAGCAAAGACGAAUUAAGCUGGGUUUCACUCAGGGGGAUGUCGGAUUAGCGAUGGGGAAACUCUAUGGGAAUGAUUUUAGUCAAACUACGAUCUCCCGAUUUGAGGCUUUGAAUCUGAGCUUCAAGAACAUGUGCAAACUCAAGCCACUGCUGGAAAAAUGGCUGAAUGAUGCAGAAAAUGUCCCCUCUGAUUCUACACUGAACAGCCUAGCAUCUCUGGCUCCCCAGAUGAUUGGGUUGGAGGGUCUAGGCCGCAAAAGGAAGAAGCGGACGAGCAUUGAAACCAACAUCCGCCUGACCCUGGAAAAGCGUUUCCAUGAGAACUCUAAGCCCAGCUCGGAAGAAAUUGUGAUGAUUGCAGAGCAGUUGUCAAUGGAGAAAGAAGUUGUCCGUGUUUGGUUCUGCAAUCGGCGUCAGAAGGAGAAGAGGAUUAACUGCCCUGUUGCUCCAUCCACCAAAACACCAAUGUAUAGCUCACGGCUGGUUUCCACCUCUGGAUCCAUUGACCCUCUGAUCAUGACACAGGUGCACAGUAGUAUGAAUGUGACGGGAGUGUCUUCCUCCAGUAUGACCAGCAGGCCUUCAUCACCAGUCACAUCAUCCACUGAGAGUGCCCACACCUCAACAAGCAGCCAGUCUGGGCUCAGCACUACUCCAGGCUCACGAUUCUGGUGGAAUAGUCCCUCAUUUCUUCACUGAAGGUUCUGGGAUUUCACUUUCUGAUCAGCCGCUUCUUCAGUCCUCAGUUACUGAUAUGCACUGUACAGGUGCACAGUGAGGAUGGACAAUGGAAAACAGGCAUUUAUCAGAGACAACAUUUAAUGCAAAAGUUUUUGAAAUCUUGCAAAGAGAAUACAAACAUUGCAAUUGAGCAACAAUGGUCCAAUGGAUUGACUGAUGUGCUGCCUUCAAUGUGCUCUCUUCACUGCCAAUCAAAUCUAAUGGAGCAUUAAACUUCCACCUUCUGCCAUUCUGAUCUCUAUCCAUUGGAUUGAUUGGUGUCUCUUUUUGUGCACGUUGCAAUAAUGUUACCAUGAAUCUUUCACUGUAUAUGAGACCUGACUCCCUAGAAGUUAGGAAGCAUUUACAGGCCCAUUUAUGUUCAUGUCAGAUGAAUGUCGUUACACUUCCAAUCAGAAUUUACUAUUCAGCAUAUCGCUGGCCUGUCUUUGUAUGUGAUUCCAUUCUGAUUGGCCAGUGGUUGUGUGGGGAUCUGCAUUCAUGCUACUGGUCAAAAGAAUAAUGGGACUUGAAUUUUUUUUGAUGAUUUCUGUGUUUGCUUAAUAUUAGGCCCUUUAAUUGCAUUAAUGUAUAUAUAAUUCAAGAUUGUGAGCAGCCAAAAGACAUUUCUUUUAACCCUGUAAUUCCUCUUUAUAAUGUCUGGGAUUGUAGCUCACUACCCCUUAGACUGCUGAUGAACCAACCCAGCACUGGCUAGCUCUGGGCCUUGGCAUUAUUGCAAGCCCUCUCCUCAACUAAACUCUGGUGCAACAUAUACAAACCUCAGAGUGUCUUAGUAAUGGGUAACAACCAAAAUCUGUCCAAUGGUUUCUAUAUCUCCACAAAAUUUAUAUGGUAGUAUAAUAAUCCAUUUGUUGAUUAGAGGAUUCAAUACUUAAUGCAGGCUCCUGCCUUGCAGGUUGUCCUAAUGACCUUAAAGUAAAACAAAGAUCAUACAAAUAUCUGGUUUGACUUUAUUAACUUCAAUUGCAAGUUGUAUUUUCCAAUUCUACUUUCUCUGCUUCCCUCUGUUGGAUAUUGUGAUUUCCCACCCAACAUACCCAUGUUAAGCAUGUUCCAAUAGUUAGUUUAAUUAAUUUGUCACAUUAUCCAGAGAAAGUGAUGUUUAUUAUUACUACUCGGACUUUCUUCUUGUACACUCCACAGUUUUUAUUAAUUAAUGUAGUAAAUGUUACAUUUCAGUUCACUGAAAUUUGUGAUUUCAGUGAAAAUUGAAAAGGUACUUAUUCUUGCCUUCACCAAAGUGCGUCACAUUAUCAUAUAUAAUCACUAAAUUGUAUCCAUUCCAUUGUGAUUGAGGUUAAAAUGAUUGUAAUAGAUUUAAUCCUAAAUUACAAUAUAUAGGCAUCAAAUCCUAUACAACAGAUUGUAUAUUACAUCAACAGAAGUAUAAUAUUCUGGGAAUAGUUUGACUGAGUCAGUCUAUUUAAGGAAACAAUCAAGUGAUGGAAGAGUGUUUUGGAUCUCAGAACUCCAACAGAUUGUACCUUGCUGUUCUUAGUAAAACAACAAGAAUACAAAAGAGGGACUUGCAUAUGUAUAAAACUUAAAAUUUUUCAAUAUGCUUUACAGCCAAUGGAGUAUAUUAAUGUGCAGUCACUGUUGUAAGAGCAGAAUCAUGGCAGCUAAUGCAUAUACACUAAGAUCACACAAAUAUGAUAAGCAUAUAAUCUAUGUUUUGUAAAUGUUGACUGAGAGAGCUUGAUAAGGACAUCACAGCUGCUUGAGCUAUAUGAUUGUUUUUUUACUUCACCUGAAAUAGGAAAAGAGGCUGUAUUUCACAAUAUUAAACUGCUCCAGCUGUGGUAUUUGAGACCAUAGUGCUCUGGUUCAGGUAAGUGUGCUGCCAGCUCAGCUAUGUCUACAAUAAUGGAUUUACUACUUUUUAUUAACUGUGUCCGAUUAUUUCAUUGGAGGCAGCAUCAACUUCAGUUUAGCCUAGAGGCAAUUUAUAAGCUGGAAAGGAAGGAAAUAGGUUAGUUUAUUAAUUUGAUUGCUAGAUUUUUUAAACAAAAAUCCAAUUUGAAAAAGUAAGGGUUCAAAAACAUUAAGCAAAAUAUUGCUGAUACUGGAUAUCUGAUUUAAAAAAAAAUAGAAAUACUGGAAAUAAACAAGAAAUCAGAAGGCAGUUGAUGGGAAAGUGAAGAAAUUAGUAAAAAAAAACAAAUUGUUAGAGGCAGCAUCUGUGGAGAAAGAAACAAGUAACAUUUCAGGUUGGUGCCUCUUCCAGCAGAACUACAUGAAGUUUUAAGAUAAAGCUUGGUACAGUUGAGAGAAGGAAACAAAGUGCAAAGGGGAGAAGAAUAGGGGAUUUUUUAAUAUAAAGUGAGAGGUAGUAGAGAUUAAUUGACAAAAGGGAUGACAGUGCAAGCCCAAAGGUAAUAGCCAGACCCAUAGAAUAACUUGUGACUUCCAGAGGAAAUAGUUACAUACUUAAGAGAAUAGCAUAAUAGAAUUUGGGGUGUUGAAACCUGGGGAUAAUGGGAAUAGAUUACAGCAGGGAGAUACGGAUGGGGCAAAUAGAAUUUCUUUGUUUUAUGUCAGUCUCGGCUUGGAGGUUGGCUCCGACUUGCUAUCUGGAACUGCACUGAAGGGCUGGUCUUCCUGAAAUAAAACAAACCAAAUCUAAUCAAUGUCAAAAUAACACUCUAUCCAUUCCUUGUUUGUAUUUAUUUUUCUUCCCUCUGAUUUCUAUGUUAUUUAUGGCGUUGCUCUGUUGCUAAAUCUCGUGAACUCUAGUCUUUCGAAGACUUUACAUUGGGCAGAUGUGUUUUAAAUGCUAGGGCCGGAUUUUAAUCAAAGUCCAUCACUGCUGGAAGGAGUUUAGAGAAAUUGCAAACUAGUCGUGUAUUUCAGCUCGAACUAGUGUUGAUAGCCUCAAAUAUUUGUAUCCAAUUCCUUUUUAAAUAAUUUAUGUACGAGGUGGGAUUUUGUGAAUGA